Messenger RNA from Pogona vitticeps (central bearded dragon), 1784 nucleotides. Lineage: Eukaryota; Metazoa; Chordata; Lepidosauria; Squamata; Agamidae. The record is from RefSeq and is a predicted model, not a curated record.
GGCUCAGCUAUUUUUGCAAAGCAGCCUGAAAAAAGUAAGCUGGGAUUAAUCUACACUUUCCUUUAUGCAAGUGUAAUUGCUGGGAGCAAGAAUGAAGACUGUGGCCAUCAGCAUCUUUCUGCUUGUCUUAACAUACAGUCAUGCUCUGGAGAGAGGAAAAGAUUACUUCAGAGAAAAAGUUUGUCAAGAAUUCAACCUCAUGGGAAAAGACAAGUUCCAUACCGUAGCAAUUGCCUUAAACAGCAAAAAAUAUUCCAAUGCCACCUACGAGGAAGUCACCAACAUUGUGACUGAGAUCGUAGCCCUUGCAGAAAAAUGCUGUGUGGAAGGAGCAGACCCUGAUUGCUAUACCACUGAGUCUUCAGCCCUCUCAGUCAAGUCCUGCGAUCCAAAUGCUGUUUUCCCAAAGCAUCCGGGGACAGCUGCUUGUUGUACUGAGGAAGGCUUGGCUCGGAAGCUCUGCCUGGCAGCCUUGAAACACCCACCCAAGGAGUUCUUCACAUACGUUGAGCCCCAGAACGAUGAGCUGUGUGAAGCCUUCAAGAAGGACCCCAGAGGCUUUGCAGAUAGGUUCCUGUAUGAAUACUCCACCGACCAUAGCCACACCCCAAUGCCGCUGUUGCUGGCCUCUGCAACAACUUAUCUGUCCAUGGUUGGGACUUGCUGUGUCCAUCCGCAACCCACCGUCUGCUUCCUGAAAGAGAGAUUGGAGCGGAAGCCUCUCCAGGGCCUUGUCCAUCUGUCCCACAAAGCGUGUUCCCGGUAUGAGUUGUUUGGGAAAGAAAAAACAACCCUCAGCUAUUUAAUAACAUUUACUCAGAAAAGCCCCAAUGCUUCCUUCGAGGAUGUCCUCUCACUCGCUGAAGGUGCGUCUGAGCUGCUCUCCAAGUGUUGUGACUCGCUAGAGGAGGACUGCCUCCAGAGAGGGGUCUUGGCACACACCUCCAACAUCUGCAACAAGCUCUCAGCCCAUGAUGAAAGAAUUCAAAACUGCUGCUCCGAAAAAAAUGACCUGACGAAAUAUUUAUGCAUUUAUUUCCUUCCGUGGGCGAAACAAGUGGCUGAUUCUCAAGAUACAAAGGGACCUGAGGAAGCCUUAUGUGGUGAAGAUAGAGAGCGGGAAAUCUACCAGAAUAUCCAUCACUUGGCUCAGUCCUUUACACAUGCUCCAGAAGCUAUUCUCACAAUUUAUUAUGAUAUAAUCCAUGACAUGGUGAAUGCCUGCUGCAGCAGUCCUGACGUCCACGCUUGUUUUACCCUAAAGAAGCAAGAGAGAACAGUCGAGUUCCACGAUUUGCUCUCAAAAGGAAAUGCACUCUGCGCGGAUUAUACAGAACACCCUUUCCUUGAAUUCAAGAAGAGGCUCAGAGAGAAUUAUCACAAACUGUUUACUACUGCUACAGAAGAUGAAAUUUCUGCACUGGUUGAGCGUAAGGCCACUUUUGCCUCUACUUGCUGUCUUUCGAAUGCGCCUCCAAGAUAUUGCGGGUUGAAGGUAAGAGAUAAAAUUGUUCACCUGUGUACCCAUGAUGUCUGUGUGAAGAACUAAUCGUGAGGAGAUUGUAUGCAAUUGUUUAAAGCUCAGGUGCAACUCAAAGAUAAAGAGGAGACCAAACACUCUAAGUCAUCAGUGCUGAUGAGCACCCUGCCUCCAGUUCCUAUUAAGAUCUUAAUAAAGGCUCACAUUCCUAUUUCUUGGCUGUAAUGAUUUUAGUGGAAGAAGAAAUCUUAACCUUUUCCAAGCCGUAUCUCAAAAUAAAGAGAAAGCCUUGUUCAUUGUGUAA